UGCUGAGUGGAUAGUUCUUUCACCUAUGUUUGUGUGGCUACUCCAGUUGGUGCAAUUACAAGAAGAAGAAAAAGUAUUUGCUGUCAUUUUCUAUUCCCAUGAGUUGCGUAUGAUGUUAUAUAUUAAGUAUUGGUCUUCGUCAAGCAUUAGUGAACUGUGUCGCUCAGAAAAACAACUACUAGGAAACCACCUGAAUUAUCUUGAAAAAUUUAAAUCUUUAUUCUCUGAACAGUACGAACAAGAAAUUAAUAGACAUCCAUCAAGACACCAAUUUCCUAUUCAAAACGCUUUUGCCCUCACAAUCCACAAAACCCAAGGCUUAACACUACUAUACACGACACUAAGCAUAAACGAUAAAAUAUUCGCAGAAGGACAAGUCUACGUUGCAAUGAGUAGAGCUCCCACGUGGGAAUCCAUCAACAUUGUUAACUUUAACCUUGACUCAGUUAAGACAAACGUAUCAGUAAUAAAUGAAUAUGCGAGACUAAGCGAA
Molecule: messenger RNA, 493 nt
Organism: Ambispora leptoticha
Lineage: Eukaryota; Fungi; Glomeromycota; Glomeromycetes; Archaeosporales; Ambisporaceae
Source: the annotation of a GenBank genome assembly